Temnothorax curvispinosus is the source of this 444-nucleotide messenger RNA. RefSeq lists its product as uncharacterized. The transcript has a single exon. The record is from RefSeq and is a predicted model, not a curated record. NCBI's taxonomy places the organism in Eukaryota, Metazoa, Arthropoda, Insecta, Hymenoptera, Formicidae. The annotation marks the transcript as partial.
AUGGUCAAGGCGCCGCUAGACGACCCUCCCGAUGGUCAGGUAUAUUACAUACCGCAUCACGCAGUUAUACGCGAGCAUAGCUCGACAACUCGUCUGCGCGUCGUGUUCAACGCCUCGCAUCCGACUUCCAAUGGUCUCUCCUUGAAUGAUCAUCUCAUGGUUGGCCGCAAACUGCAACCUGAGCUGUCAUUCAUCAUUUUGCGAUGGCGGCAAUAUCGGUUUGUAUUUACCGACGAUAUCGCAAAAAUGUAUCGUCAAAUCCUCGUUCACCCCUCCGACGUGGAGUAUCAGCGAAUCUUAUGGCGACCCACUCCGACCUCGCCAUUGAUAGCCUAUCUCUUGUUAACAGUCACGUACGGUAACGCGAACGCGCCGAAUGCCGCCCUUCGUGUCGUCGAACAAGUCGCCAAGGACGAAGGCGCGGAAUGUCCGUUGGCCGUUCCG